Messenger RNA from Suncus etruscus (white-toothed pygmy shrew), 1428 nucleotides. RefSeq names its product anti-Mullerian hormone receptor type 2 (gene AMHR2). Lineage: Eukaryota; Metazoa; Chordata; Mammalia; Eulipotyphla; Soricidae. Gene Ontology annotation, cellular component: plasma membrane; signaling receptor complex. Gene Ontology annotation, molecular function: transforming growth factor beta receptor activity; ATP binding. The record is from RefSeq and is a predicted model, not a curated record. Gene Ontology annotation, biological process: protein phosphorylation; cellular response to growth factor stimulus; BMP signaling pathway. The transcript is spliced from 10 exons. The coding region runs from base 1 to 1404 and encodes 467 amino acids.
AUGCUGGGGACUCAGGGGCUUUGGGCCCUGCUGCCCACCAUUGUGCCUACAGCACCCUCAAGCAGGCGGACCUGUGUGUUCUUUGAGGCCCCUGGAGUUCGGGGAAGUACAAAGACACUGGGGAAGCUGCUAGAUGCCAGAACAGAAUUCCCCAGGAUCAUCCGCUGCCUCUACAGCCAUUGCUGCUUUGGAAUCUGGAACCUGACCCAAGACCAGACACAGGUGGAGAUGCAAGGAUGCCGAGAUAGUGAUGAGCCAGACUGUGAGUCUCCCCACUGUGAGCUGAGCCCCAGAGCCCAGUCCAGCCCCAGCUCCACCCUCUUUACCUGCUCCUGUGGCACUGACCUCUGCAACGCCAACUAUACCCAGCUGCCUACACCUGGGGGUCUGGGCACUGCCAGCUCCCAUGGCCUCCAGACUGCCCCAGGAGAGCCCAUCUGGACAGCACUGAUGCUUCUGGGAUUGUUCCUCCUACUGCUGCUGCUGGCAGUCAGCAUCAUACUAGCUUUGCUACAGCGAAAGUUCUGCAGAGUGCAAGGAGAUCUGGAGGUGCCAGAACCCGAGACUGAGACAGAGUCUGAGUGGAACUGGAGUGCUGAGCUUCCUGUGCUGCCUGAUCUCUGCUUUUCCCAGGUAAUUCGGGAAGGAGGUCACGCAGAGGUGUGGGCUGGGCAGCUCCAAGGCGAGCUGGUAGCCAUCAAGGCCUUUCCCCUGAGAGCCAUAGCCCAGUUCCGAGCAGAGAAAGCUUUGUACGAGCUUCCAGGCCUGCAACAUGACCACAUUGUCCGCUUUAUCACUGCCAGCAGGGGCGACCCGGGACCCCUGCCUUGUGGGCCCCUGCUUAUACUGGAACUGCACCCCAAGGGCUCCCUGUGCCACUACUUGUCCCAGCACACCAGUGACUGGGGAGGAUCCCUCCAGAUGGCACUGUCCUUGGCACAGGGCCUUGCAUUUCUCCAUGAGGAGCGCUGGCAGGAUGGCCAGUAUAAACCAGGCAUUGCCCACCGAGAUCUGAGCAGCCAGAAUGUGCUCAUUCGUGAGGAUGGGUCAUGUGCUAUUGGAGACCUGGGUCUUGCCUUGGUACUCCCUGGUCUCACUCAGCCCCCCACAUGGGCCCCCACUCAACCCCGAGGACCAGCCGCCAUUAUGGAAGCUGGCACCCAGAGAUACAUGGCACCAGAGCUCUUAGACAAAACUCUGGACCUGCAAGACUGGGGCACAGCCCUCCGGAGAGCUGAUGUUUACUCUCUGGCUCUGCUCCUCUGGGAGAUCCUCAGUCGCUGCCAAGAUUUGCUACCUGCACCCUUCCGCCCUUCCAACUGGCCUACGAAGCAGAACUGGGCAGCACCCCUACCUCUUGUGAGAUGUGGACCUUUGCUGUGGAGGAGAGAAGGCGCCCCUUGAUCCCAUCCGCCUGGCACAGCUACA